Seminavis robusta is the source of this 579-nucleotide messenger RNA. The record is from the annotation of a GenBank genome assembly. NCBI's taxonomy places the organism in Eukaryota, Bacillariophyta, Bacillariophyceae, Naviculales, Naviculaceae.
AUGGAAACACGGUCUCUGCUUAAGGUUGGGCAAGCAUCUUCCAUUACGCGUCUCCUCUUUUUCAUGCAAUUUGCGAACGUUGCGUGGGACUUUGGAUAUAUUACCGGCAUGACCAUGACCCCCAGAGGUACCAUUGAUUAUCCUGGGACCUUGGGAACACAAGCCACCUGUACGCUCCAAGGAAUGGCUUUGUACUUUGGUUCCAUUGCUGUUGCCUUGUAUGACAUUGUGGUUUCCAUUUUCUAUGUGCUCUUGGUCAGGUUUUCGUGGCCACCCUCCAAACUGGAACGAUAUGAAAAGGUUCCCAUUUUGAUCUGGCCCAUUAGUCUCGCCAUUGCCUUGAUUCCUAUCUUUCAAAAGACAUACAACUUCAAUUGGGGCGUUUGCCUUGUACAGACGGUUCCGUUUGGAUGCAGCGACCAAGAAGGGACUUGCAUCCGGGGGCUCCCAACAGGAUUUCGUGACGAUGCGGCUUGUCGUCAACUCCAUCAUCUGGGUUGCGAUUGGCUCGUCUAUUAUUGGAAUGGGUAUCAUUGUUCGCUACAUGAUGCUCCUCGAAAAGAACAACUUGCUCUAUGA